Mycetomoellerius zeteki is the source of this 1872-nucleotide messenger RNA. It is a transcript of the gene GABPI, whose product is annotated as zinc finger DHHC-type palmitoyltransferase GABPI. Gene Ontology annotation, molecular function: palmitoyltransferase activity. The record is from RefSeq and is a predicted model, not a curated record. NCBI's taxonomy places the organism in Eukaryota, Metazoa, Arthropoda, Insecta, Hymenoptera, Formicidae. The transcript has 3 exons. The coding region runs from base 18 to 920 and encodes 300 amino acids.
GUCGUCGACGACGAAGCAUGACCGUCUGGGAGAGGCUGCGCAAUCCGUGCGGUUGGCGCGCGGGUGCCAAGCAGAUCUCCGUGGACGCGAUGCUGCCGUUGCUGGCGGUGCCGAUCCUGGCGGUGAUCGCCGCCCAGGCCUUCCUCUGCACAGUCCUCGUGUUCCUGGUCACGCCGGUCCUCGUCUACUACAUGCACCACAACUUCCUCAGGUUUCUACUGCGCACCAAGUUCUUCCUCAUGUGGACUAUCACGAGCGUGCUGAUGAUGAUGCUGGUGUUCGAGAUUAGCGUCGUGCCGCUGAUGGAGAUCCUGCCCGAGGAGAAUCUCGUGUUCAUGGUGUGCGUGGUCGGUGGCAUGUGGUGUGGCUACAAGACCAAGCUGAACGCGGAUGCCUCGAUACAGGAGAACGCUGGUGCCGUCGACAUCCAGAGCCUGGAACUGGGCAACGGCAGCGGCGAGCUCUGUGCCACGUGCAGGAGAAGGACGCCACCCAAGGCUCAUCACUGCCGCUUGUGCCAGACUUGUAUACUCAACAGGGAAUAUCAUUGCAAAUGGCUGGAUUGCUGUGUAGGUUCCAGUAAUUUAAGGUGGUACGUGAGCUGUUUAUUCUUCUCCGCAAUCGCUUUUAUAUAUGGCUCCAACUUGACUAUGACUAGCGUCUGUCAUCCGUUCAUACUCAUUGGAACUAUACUCCUACCCGAUGACUGCAGUGACGUGUAUCAUCAAUUAGACAUUGCACUUUGCUUCGUCUCCGCUUUGUACAGCCUCUUUGUGGGACUAGUGCUCUUUUGUUAUCUUAUGUAUCACCUACGGUUGCUCUACAUCGGCACGACAUCGAACGAGCGACGAUUGGACAUGAAAAAUCAGUCUGACUAUAGAAUAAUAAAUGUAUCUCAGCUGUUCUGCUGCAAAACUUAGGAUUGUUAUUUGUAGAGAUGUGCGAAUAGUUCGAAUUCGAAUCGAAUCAUAGUGGAUUCUCUCUCUUAAUACGAUUUAUUUCGAAUCUGAGAGACUUAAAACCGAAUAAGUUCGAAAUUUCGAAUCAUCGGUGGUUCGAUUCCGAAUUCGCCUAUUAUAUUUGCUUCAUUUUAAUGUAAAUCCAGAAAAAUUUGAUUCGUUUACCAAAAACUUAAACUUAUUACCAAAGAUUCGAUUCGAUUUGAUUCGACCUCACAAAUACUUGAUUCGCACACCUCUAUUUAUAAGCUAGUUAUUGAAUUUAUUUCACACGGUGUAUACAUUACACUCUGUACAAAGGAUAUAAUGAAAUCAAAUUCGACAAACUGGAGAACGGUAAGACCAAAAUAUUUGUUAUAGCGCUAAGCGUAAUAAGUUUACUUAAAACAAGUGGAUCAGAAUUCAACAGUAACAUCGGCUCGAUUGCACACUAUCUUCAUCCAUUUGAUGUAUCCUGAUGUCUAAGAUUCAUAAUUCAUGAAAAGUAUAAUAAGUAUGUUACUUCCAUAACAUUGUGAAAUCAUGUUCAACAUAUCAUGAGGCAUCGAGACUUAUUACAUUCGUCAUCUUUAAUGUAUCGCAAUGUGUGCAUACUAUUUGUAUAUUUAUUGUAACUGUGAUAAAAUGGCCAUUGUACGAGUAACAUAGUAAAUUGUAUUAAUUGAAUACACACAGAUACACAUACACACACACACACACACACGCGCGCGCGCGCGUACUCUAAAAUACUCUAAAAUACUCUAAAAUCAAUUCAAGUAAAAAGAACCUUAAAUACGUAUGUACAAUAAUGUGAUUUGCAUUUUAUUUUAUAUAAAAGAGUGUUAUUUUUGCGUGUACUUAGGACUAAGACUUACCUCAUUCAGAUACAAGGCCAACGAUUGUCGUACAGUAUUAAAUCUAAGUUAUUUCUAAA